AUGCCAAAUGUUUCUCGUGAAGAUGAAUCUAGGAAGGGUUUAGCUGCCCUUAGAAUGUGGAAUAUGGCAGGCUCAAGUAUCAGGAUUGCAGAUGUCAUCAUGGGUUGGCUUGGGAGGAAGGAUGCAAUAGAUCGAAUGCCAUUUUGUGGUUGCUCUGUUGGGGCUGUUGAUGGCUGCCUCUAUGUGCUAGGGGGAUUUUCCAAGGCUUCUGCCCUGAGAUGUGCAUGGCGAUAUAACCCAGUUACAAACUCUUGGAGUGAAUCAAGUCCAAUGUCAAUUGGUAGAGCUUAUUGCAAGACAGGCAUCUUAGAUGAUAAGCUUUAUGCUGUUGGAGGGCAUGCCCUUUACGAAAGCUCAGGUGUUACCGACUGCAUUUUUGGCUGA
This is a messenger RNA of Prunus armeniaca (apricot), 384 nucleotides long. Lineage: Eukaryota; Viridiplantae; Streptophyta; Magnoliopsida; Rosales; Rosaceae. The record is from the annotation of a GenBank genome assembly.